AUAUUAACAAUGGAUAAGCUACUAUCAUCUCUAAUUAACAUUCGUGUAAAUGAAGAGUUAAAAAACAGCAGUAAUAUUAGUGAUAGAUUAUUAUAUAUAGUUUGGAAUAAUAUAUUUUUAAGAAAUGAAAUUUAUAAACAUCUUUUAAAGUUUAUUAAACAUGGUGUUGUAAAUUUUAAUAUAUCCCGUUAUGACCAGUUUAAAUAUAGAUCAUAUAUAACAACACUUAAGUGGGAUGGUGAUCUACUACCAGAUAAAAAUGAAUUUCCACCAUUCUUGACAGAUUUAUAUUUGUGUAGUUUUCAUAAAAAGCUAACUCCAGGAUCUUUACCAAAUACAAUUACUACACUCACAUUUAGUGAUAAUUUUAACGAAGUAGUUCCACCCGACACAUUUCCAAAUAGUCUCACAACACUCGUAUUCGGUAAAAUUUAUAACCAAGUAAUUCCACCCGGAUCAUUACCAAAUAGUCUCACAAUACUCAAAUUCAGUUAUCAUUUUAACCAAGCACUUCCACUCGGCACAUUACCAAAAAAUCUUACAACACUCACAUUCGGUGAUUGUUUUAACCAAGAAAUUCCACCCGGCACAUUACCAAAUACUCUCACAACACUCACAUUCGGAAAUAAAUUUAACCAACUAUUUCUUCCCGGCACAUUACCAAAUACUCUUACAACAAUCGUUUUCGGUUAUUGUUUUGACCAAGUAGUUCCACCCGGUACAUUACCAAAUAGUCUUACAACACUCACAUUUGGAACUAAAUUUAACCAAGUACUUCUACCCGGCUCAUUAGCAAGUAGUCUUAAAACACUCACAUUUGGCCAUCGCUUUAACAAAGUAUUUCCACCCGGUUCAUUACCAUAUAGUCUUACAACACUCACAUUCGGUGAUAGUUUUAACCAAGUAAUUCCACCCGGUACAUUUUCAAAUUGUCUCACAACACUCACACUGGGAGCUAAUUUUAACCGAGUAAUUCUACCCGGUACAUUACCAAAUAGUCUUACAACAAUCACAUUUGGUGAUAGUUUUAACCAAGUAGUUCUACCCGGCACAUUACCAAAUAGUAUUACAUCACUCACAUUCGGUGAUUUUUUUAACGAAGUAGUUCCACCCGGUAUAUUACCAAAUAAUCUUACAACACUCACAUUCGGUUAUUGUUUUAACCAAAUGGUUCCACCGGGCACAUUACCAAAUAGUCUCACAACACUCAAAUUCGGUUAUAGUUUUAAGCAAGUAAUUCCAUCCGGAUCAUUACCAAAUAAUCUUACAACACUCACAUUGGGCCCUACAUUUAAAAAAAUAUUUCCACUCUAUUCAUUUCCAAAUAGUGAUACCAACAAAGUUUUAACAUAUAAAUUUUUACCCUGAAAUAGAUUAUGAUAAUAUGUAAAUCAAUUUGUAUUGAACAACAAAGAAUCUUAAUUUUUAUUCAAAUGCAGUAAAAAAACUAACAAUUACAACUAUAAUAACUAUAUUCCAAGAAGACAAAUAAUAAUAAAACAAAAUAAUAAAAAAAUAAAAAAAGU
Molecule: messenger RNA, 1526 nt
Organism: Dictyostelium purpureum
Lineage: Eukaryota; Evosea; Eumycetozoa; Dictyosteliales; Dictyosteliaceae
Exons: 2
Coding region: 10-1368 (452 amino acids)
Source: RefSeq, a predicted model, not a curated record